Molecule: messenger RNA, 1149 nt
Organism: Symbiodinium pilosum
Lineage: Eukaryota; Dinophyceae; Suessiales; Symbiodiniaceae
Source: the annotation of a GenBank genome assembly
AUGGGACCCAUCCGUGCGUGGACGCUUGCUGCACUGGCAGUGAACAAGGCUUUGGGGCAAGUUGACUGUUCCGGGCAAGGAACAACAUGGGGCCCAGGCAUCGGUCCUCCCCCUGACGGAUGCGGCAGCGGUGCUCCUAGCGGUGGUGCGCCAGGGGGAACCGCAACCUGCACAAACCCCACUUGUGCAAGCCCUCCCUGUGCUGCAGCACUGCUUGGCGAUGUGGGCUGCACCACGGUUUCGGGAACUGAAACUUUGGCCCACGAGCUGGUUGCAGCAGGGGGAACAAUCGCAUCCAACGCGCACAUCUACGGGCCUUUUGAGGCUGGCUUCACGGAGACGCAGAAAUCCAUCAUCGAGAACUGGGGCUGCACUGACCCGUCCCUGGUGUACGACACGGAAGGUGGCAAAGACAUCGGCAUUGCAGAGGGCCAUGUGGCACACAUGUGCAACAUCGAGUUGCCACGCACCGUUGGUAGCAAGUACUAUGGCGUAGUGGGGCCAUGCGGUGGCCACACAGGAGACUAUCACUUCCAUCGGAGCUUCAGCUGCCUCUACGCAGCAUCUGGCGGUCACUCCACGAAGGUGGGGGUAGUGGCUGGCCACAACAUCUAUGGCAAGUGGGAGGACUACGACAACAACAAGCUGCCGCUGUUGGACGCCUGCGGCGGGCACAUCGGGCCCACACCGGAGAGCUCCACGCCGGUCUACCACUACCACGUGCAGGAUCAGGCUCCUUUCACAGUGGGCUGCCACGGCCCCAGCGCCAGCGGAGGGUUGGUGAGCUUGGCCACGUGCCGCUCUCUGUACGCAGACAGCUGCGGUGCCAACAAAGACGUUGUCAGCGUCAGCCUGAAGACAGGCAGCGUCCAGUACGCGCGAUUCUGCCCGUGCUUUGACGCCACGGGCUCCAACGUGGGCACGCAGGAGCUUCCUGCUCUCCUUACCAGCGAGAUCUCCUACACCGCAGGCAGCACACCCAGCACUGGUACUUCGUCCACAGCGGCAUCAGACUCGAGCACGCAAUCCACGACCGUAGCGGCAGACGCCACCUCCGAUGCAGUCACGUCGGGAGGCUUUCUCUCCAGCAAGGUGGGUUGGGCACUUGGUGCAGCCAGUUGCCUCGCCGUAGCGCCCGAUGCGCGCUGA